AUGGCAACCACAGAAGAAACUACUCUACCGCCACAAGAAAUCCAAGAGGAACAGUUACCGCAAGAAAGCAACUACAAUAACAAUAAUAAAGCAACUAAAUUGAGUCAUGAAAAUAAUUGGACCUCAAAAGAAGCUGACGAAGCAGAUUCCGAUUCCUCGGUACACACCCUGCAUGGUCUGCGUUAUCUUUAUAAUGGUUAUCGUUUCUUGGGCGUUUAUUUUCCCAAAACCAAAAAACCCCUAUAUCUGAUCUGGUCGAUUUUCAUACAUAUCUAUGUGACCAUAGGUCUGCCAACGGGUUUUAUAAUGGGCAUCAUCGCUGAUGUAACCGAUGAAAAUGUCGAAAUUGGCAAUCUCUUAACCUCCGUACAGGUGGCCAUUAAUGUUCUCGGCUGUUCGACUAAAAUUAUCCUAAUGUCAAUACUUUUUCCCAAAUUACGAAAAUGUGAGACGAUUUUCGAGCAACUCGAUAAACGUUGUAUUAGUCGGGAGGAAAAACAACUGGUGCGCCGAUUUAUGCAUGAUGGCAAUCGAUUGGUGCUGCUAUUUACAAUUGCCUAUUGGUCGUAUUCGAGUAGUACGAUGAUUAGUACGGUGAUAUUUGGCCGCUUACCCUAUAAUAUUUAUAAUCCGUUUAUCGAUGCUGAGGCAUCUAGGGGGAAUUUUAUUUUGGCGGUUAUUAUGGAAAUGAUACCGGUGGACAUUGCAUGUUUCAUGCAGGUGGUGGAUGAUUCAUAUGCUGUCAUCUAUGUGCAAAUAUUGAGGACUCAUGUUCAGGCCUUGAUUGUGCGAUUAGAAAAUUUAAACCAAAAUCAGGGGGAGGAGAAGGAGGAUGCAGAUGCUCAACAGGAGAGAAAUGUUGAGAAAUUACGCCUGUGUAUUAUUGAUCAUCAAAAUAUUAUUGAGCUGUACAACCGUGUAUCACCGGUAAUAUCCAUUACCAUUUUUGUACAAUUCACCAUAACUGCCAGCCUACUGGGUUCAACACUAAUAAACAUACUGAUAUUUGCCACCAAUACUGCCUCAAUGGUGGCCUCUUGCUUCUAUGUCCUGGCCGUUGUUGUGGAGGUAUUCCCGCUAUGCUACUAUGCCCAGUGUUUAAUGGAUGAAAAUAUUCAACUGACCGAUGCCAUAUUCCAUUCAAAUUGGGUAUAUCAAAAUGAACGUUAUCGUAAAAUGUUGAUAUUUUUUAUGCAACGUUCCCAGAAGGUCAUCGAAUUUACGGCCGGGAAAUUAUUUCCCAUUACCUUGAGUAGUUUUUUGAGUAUUGCCAAAUUUUCAUUUUCUUUGUAUACCCUGAUAAAGGAAAUGGAUUUGAAGGAGCGUUAUGGUUUGAAUUAA
This is a messenger RNA of Musca vetustissima, 1341 nucleotides long. RefSeq names its product odorant receptor 7a-like. NCBI's taxonomy places the organism in Eukaryota, Metazoa, Arthropoda, Insecta, Diptera, Muscidae. The coding region runs from base 1 to 1341 and encodes 446 amino acids. The record is from RefSeq and is a predicted model, not a curated record. Gene Ontology annotation, cellular component: plasma membrane. Gene Ontology annotation, molecular function: olfactory receptor activity; odorant binding. Gene Ontology annotation, biological process: sensory perception of smell; detection of chemical stimulus involved in sensory perception of smell. The transcript has 4 exons.